Messenger RNA from Polypterus senegalus (gray bichir), 4378 nucleotides. RefSeq names its product ring finger and CCCH-type domains 2 (gene rc3h2). The record is from RefSeq and is a predicted model, not a curated record. The coding region runs from base 679 to 4254 and encodes 1191 amino acids. Gene Ontology annotation, molecular function: metal ion binding. NCBI's taxonomy places the organism in Eukaryota, Metazoa, Chordata, Cladistia, Polypteriformes, Polypteridae. The transcript has 22 exons.
GGUUAAUAACAAGGAUCCGUGAUACCGCCAGUCAUUUCCGCAAGAGCACACGAGUACCCUGAGGUGAAAAGUGGUGUCUCCGAAGCGGUCAUCGGUGGCUGUGUCUGUUGAAUGCUGAAAGAGCGGAAGGAUACAUUGAGAAGGGCGGUUCUCCAGUUGACAGGAGCGACAGUACAAGCGAAGAGAAGAUGUUGUUGUGGAGAGAGGAAAUCUGUGUCCAGAUUGCAAUUAAUUUUACACUGGAUACGCACUUAUGACCCGUGGUGCUUUCUUGUUUUUAUUUUUUCUUUUUAAAGUUUCUGAACGAAUGCGUAAAUACUGCUUCCGUGAAGUUGCACCUGAUCCAGCCUCCGUAUCGUUGUCUUCUUUCCGUUGAGGGGGGGAAGAGAGAGAAAGAGAGAAAGAUGGAUGUAGCCACUCGUUUACUUUAGUGCCCGAGCAAAAAGAGUUGACAUGUGGACAAACAACACUAAAUGCCAAGAUGCUGCAAAUACUUCAGUGUAAUACAUACUAGAAUUUUUCUUGGUAAAUGAUAUCUUGACCAACCAGAACAACUGGAAGAGCAGAAUGAAAACAGUAAUGAAAAUCUUUAUGUUAAAAAAAAAAAGCUGUCCAGAUUAUCAACAGUAGUACAGCAUUAUGCUUGGCCACUGAAAGCACGAGUGUCACCUGGCAAGGAUGCCCGUGCAGGCAGCUCAAUGGACAGAAUUUUUGUCUUGUCCUAUUUGCUACAAUGAAUUUGAUGAGAAUGUGCACAAGCCGAUCAGUCUUGGAUGUUCACAUACUGUCUGCAAGACCUGCCUCAACAAGUUACACCGCAAGGCAUGCCCGUUUGAUCAGACUGCCAUCAACACUGACAUUGAUGUACUUCCUGUUAACUUCGCUCUUCUCCAGCUAGUUGGUGCACAGGUUCCCGACCAACAGACAGUAAACUUGAGUAAUGUGGCUGAAAGUAAACAUUAUGAGGUAUCAAAGAAAUGCAUUGAGGAACUGGCUCUCUACCUGAAGCCCAUCAGUGGAGGGAAAGGUAUUGCAAGCUUGAACCAAAGUGCAUUAAGUCGACCAAUGCAGAGAAAACUGGUGACACUAGUGAACUGUCAGAUGGUGGAAGAAGAGGGUCGUGUCCGGGCAAUGAGAGCUGCCCGAUCUCUCGGAGAGAGGACUGUAACUGAACUUAUACUACAGCAUCAGAAUCCUCAGCAACUUUCUGCUAAUCUUUGGGCUGCUGUUAGAGCCCGUGGUUGUCAAUUUCUGGGACCUGCCAUGCAGGAAGAUGCUUUAAAGCUAGUUCUGCUUGCACUGGAAGAUGGUUCUGCCCUUUCUAGAAAAGUGUUGGUCUUAUUUGUUGUACAGAAAUUGGAAGCCAGAUUUCCACAGGCAUCUAAAACAAGCAUCGGGCAUGUUGUACAGCUUCUGUACAGAGCGUCCUGCUUCAAGGUCACUAAAAGGGAUGAAGAUUCCUCACUUAUGCAGCUCAAAGAGGAGUUUCGAACGUAUGAAGCAUUACGCAGGGAACAUGAUGCACAAAUUGUCCAUAUUGCAAUGGAAGCAGGGCUUCGCAUUUCACCAGAGCAAUGGUCCUCUUUGCUGUAUGGAGAUUUGGCACACAAGUCACACAUGCAGUCUAUUAUUGACAAACUUCAGUCUCCAGAAUCCUUUGCAAAGAGUGUUCAGGAACUUACAAUUGUACUGCAAAGAACUGGGGAUCCAGCAAAUUUAAACCGAUUAAGACCUCAUUUGGAGCUUUUAGCAAAUAUUGAUCAUAAUCCAGAUGCAGAGCUCCCAACAUGGGAACAACUGGAAAAUGUUAUGGUGGCAGUGAAGACUGUUGUACAUGGUCUUGUGGAUUUUAUACAGAAUUUCAGUAAAAAGAGUCAUGAAACACCCCAGCCCCAGCCAAACAGCAAAUACAAAACCAGUAUGUGUCGAGAUCUGAGACAGCAAGGUGGUUGCCCUCGUGGAGGAAAUUGCACAUUUGCUCAUUCUCAGGAAGAACUAGAAAAAUACAGAAUGAGAAAUAAAAAAAUCAGUACCUCUGUGAGGCCAUUCCCACUGUCACAGCCAUCUUUUCUCAACAAGCCUGGAAUAAAUGACAAUGCAAGUUCUACAGCAGGGACAGUAAUUUCUAUUAUGGGAAACUCUGAAAAUAUGGUAAACAUGAUCCGCAGCACCAAUGGAGUUGCGCAUACCGAGUGUAGUGCACCCCAGCUUAUUUCCCGAGGGCCAGAUCCUCCUCUAGAAGAGUUAAAGAAGCUCACUAGGGCUGGAUCCAAUGGUCUGACUGCAUCUGGUUGCCUGUCACAGUCACCUUCUGAGAACUCACCUCCGAAGACUCCUGUAAACUCCACUGUAACUACCUCAAUAAUCAGUUCUUCUACUGCAGUGGAUGUAAAUUCAGUACUUCCAAAAUCCGCACAGUUUGUAUCAAGACCAUCUUUAUAUCCUCCUACUCCAUCUGAGAUGCAUUGUCCAGACCUGCGUGCACCAGUGUCCUAUGAUAUGCCACCAUACCCACCAAAUAAUUAUUACGCUCCUCCUCCACCACCUCCUCUGCCCCCUCCUACUGUUUCAGCUGCUCAGUGUGUCACACGCUUUGUUCGUUCAAGUAAUGUGCCUGAAUCAUCUCUUCCGCCAUCAUCAGUACCCUAUUCAGACCAGUAUGGUCCUUUCCCUCCAAGAGAACGUUUGACCCCUACUCCGUAUCCACCUCCUCCACCUCCAGCACAGUAUGGCCCCCCGCCUGUGCACUAUGCCAGUAGACGCUUGUGGAGACCUCAGUUGUACCACAGAGAUGAUAUUAGGAGUAACUCAUUGCCUCCAAUGGAUGUAAUGCAUUCUUCAUUAUGUCAGCAGCCUCCCCUAAGAGAACGAUACAGCUCACUAGAUGGAUACUAUUCUGUAGCAAAUCAUGUACCCAGUGACCAGAGGACAGUAACUUUGCAAAGGGACUCUUACAAUCGAAUCCAAAUGGGAUAUGAAGAGCAGUUUAGACGAAAAACAGACCAGUGGACUGUAUACCAUUCUCAGAAGCCCCCACCUCUUGUAACUCCAUCUCAUCCACCUGCUUCACAGUCUCCAUCUCGUUCAUCCCCACUAUUUGAUAUGGAAUUCAGUUCUGAGUUUCCAGAAGGCUCUAGUGACUUUGUAUGCUCUAAAUUAAAAGAGGAUGGCCACCUUUCCCAGUAUUCACCAUGGUCUUGUGGUACCAUCAGCACCUGCAUCCAUGCAAAUCAUGCGGAACCCACAGAUGUAGUGACAAGUUCCAACAUGGAACUAACGGACCAUGGCAGCUGUGACAUUAAAAAACAGAUGCACCUGUUUGAAUAUCAAAGAAAAGGGAAAGAUGAAGAUCCAAUUAUUCCUUUUGGUGAAGGCCCCAUCAUCUCCAAGUGGGGUGCAAUUUCAAGGUCGUCACGUACAGGCUACCAUACAACAGACCCUGUGCAAGCAACUGCUUCCCAAGGAAGUGGCACUAAACCAAUCAAUUUCAGAGACUAUGGUCCAUAUAUUCAUCAUGGAGAUUCAAAGUGGAGCUCAUAUGGAUCAGACUCAUCGAGUUCUUCAAGUUAUCUGGAAAGGAAUCACUUAGAGUCUUCUAAUAUUACAACUCAAAUUAAGACUUACGGUAAUGGAGAGCACUUAAGUGUGGAACUUCAGCAGGCAAAAAGCAAUUCACUGUUACUUCAAAGAGAAGCAAAUGCUUUGGCCACCCAGCAUAAGUGGACAUCAUUAGAUGAUGAUGAUGACAUUGAUGACGAUGAAGAAGAGGAGGAAGAUGUAGAAAAACAUCUUUCCUUUGGUCUUCUGAACAAAGAAAUAACUGUUGAAAAUGAACAGUCAGUGUAUACUGAAGAUUCAGUAGAUGAGAAGUCAAAUCAAGAUAUUGAACUUGAGCUUUCAGCUCUUAGUUGUGAUGACCCAGAUUCUCACAAAAAGGAGAUUCUUUGUGUCAGUACUUGCAAAAAUGAGCUCUCGAAUGGAACUGGGAAUGGAGACCAGAUGAAGCAAAACAACAAAUCUUCCACCAAUAAGUUGGGGAAUCGUCUAUUAAAGCAGAUUGCCCCUAAUAAAAAAAAAAAAGUGAGCCUGGUCAACAGUUCAUGCGUCCACAAGACUGCAACUUCUACAAAUGGAGUGAACUCAGCUUCUUCAGUUAUGAUCAGCCAUUUGGUGGCGAAAUCAGCAGCACUUGGGAACCCAGAGGAUCCAUCGCAAUGCAUAUCCAAUGGGGAGAACCUUCUGAACAGAAGUUAAAAGUUUUGGCUAUAAGUGUCAGCUGACAGACAGCAUUCACAGUGUGCUCUUUAUGUGUGUGUGUGUGUGUGUGUGUGUGUGUGUGUGUGUGUGUGCGAGUGUGUGCAUGCAUGUGUGUGUCUGG